This is a messenger RNA of Colias croceus (clouded yellow), 4300 nucleotides long. RefSeq lists its product as uncharacterized. Bases 522 to 2792 code for a protein of 756 amino acids. The record is from RefSeq and is a predicted model, not a curated record. The transcript is spliced from 2 exons. NCBI's taxonomy places the organism in Eukaryota, Metazoa, Arthropoda, Insecta, Lepidoptera, Pieridae.
UUUCCCAAACGACUUUUUUUUUUGUCUUCAUUGAAAUUAGUAUUUGAAAAAAGGAAUAUUGUUCUGUACUAUUUUUUUUUGUAUUCAUUAGGUAUUUAUUGGGUUGUGGCAUAAAAUAUUAUUUGUCUAAGUCUAUUUACAAAGGUAGAAAUAAAUACAUAAACCUCUAUUUUUGUCACAUCGGUGCUGUCCCUCUACUUUUUUUACAAGCAAAAACGCUUAUAUCGUUAUAAAAAUAAGUAACUUAAGAAUAGAACUUAUUCUAUUUCAUAGAAUAUUAGUUUUAUUAUUAAUAUGUAGCAUAUUUUAUUACGUAAUUCAUAAUAUUUAUUACUGAGAGGCAUAAAUGUACUUGUCUCGCAAAAUUUUGUCAUAUCGCUGCACAAAAGUAAUUUAAACCUAACUUUGCAUCGAUGAGUCCGACAGUGUCCCCACCCCAAUUUUAUUUCCCUCGUUAGUGUGUGCUAGUGCGCAGUCAGGACGGACGUGUGUCAAAUCGCUGCAUAUUCCCGCCAAUUACAAUGCUGAAAUCAAAACUAAACGAGGAGGAGAAAAAAGAGAGAAAGAGGUUGAUGGAAAGAAUAAGAAAAGCUAAAAUCAAAAGUGAUCCUGUGUUAAGAGAGCAGCAUUUAAGAAAAGACAGAGAACGCUUAGCUAAAAGAAAGGCAGCUGGACUUAUCCUAACCCGAAGCCAAAUGACUGCACAUGCACGUCGCAAUGCACAAAAGAAAAACCGAAUCAGUGCCCGUGCAUAUUAUCAGCGGAAAAAAAAUAAGGCAAAUGGUGCCCGCAACAACCCAACAAGUGUUUCAGAGACCAAUGACGCAGAAUCGCUACCGAAAAAUCAAGAUAAUGAGCCCGGUAUUUCUCAAGAACUAAUAGGACCUCAUAGCCCACGGCUAUUGCGACAGAAUGUUCGAUGUAAUAGUCCUAAUUUGCGUAUUGAUGCCAUAGUAGCGAGUAGUUCCCACUAUUUACGUACAAGCAGUCCCCUAGAUUUAUCAAUAGCAUCUCCUUUACGAACGCCAAGUAUUAGUUCUAUAAAUUCAGAAGAAUCAACAUUACGCCCAAAUAGUCCUAACUUAGACACAUCCUUUAAUACUGUUAAAUUCAAACAAGACAUUAAAAUGAAAUUUCGUAAAUAUCAAAACGUUAAAACUCAGCAAAUACACGAUUUAAGAAAACAAUUGGCAAAGGCUAAUAAAGAGAAACUAAUGUACAAAAAGAGAUACAUGAGACUACAUCAAGAAUUUAAGAAAUUAAAACAGAGUAAUUUAGAAGUGAGACGAAUCCCAACGAAGCCAAAAAAUAUAGACCUGCAAAAACGUAUCCGUAAGAUUGUUGUUCAGUUUUUUGAGGAUGAUGAAAAUUCAAAUCUUUGCCCAGGUAAAAAGGAUACUGUCACACAAAAUGGAGUAAAAAAACAGAAAAGGCUGAUGAAAGACACAAUUAAAAAUUUACACAAAAAGUAUUUGACUUCGGGCUACCCUCCAAUCAGUUACGUCACUUUUACAAGAAUGAGGCCGUUUUGGGUCACGCAGCCAAAAUUAAACUUGAGAAAUACAUGCCUAUGUGAGAAACAUGAGAACAUGGAUCUUGUUAUAUCAUCUUUAAAAAGAAAUCGUAUCAUAAAAGAAAACACCACGACUGAAAUUCUAAGUAGUAUUUGCUGUGAUAUUUUUAAGGUAGAAUGCCUGCAAAGAACAUGUCCUGUCUGUAAGAAUCGUCAUUUAAAUUAUCAAGAAUUUGAUAACUCCAAAGAUGUUAUUUAUUGGAAUUGGAAGAAGAUAAAAAAGAAUUACAAAAAAAAUGGAGUCGAUAAAAUAGCCGUUAAUGUAGAAAAAGUAAAAAUAACCGUUAAACCAUUACAACUAAUCAAAAUAUUUGAAAACAAUCUGAAACCGUUCUUAACACAUUGUAGUAAUAUACGAAAUCAAAGUCAAGCUUUUAAGCACUACAAACAAAACAUGACUGAAAAGGAUUGUGUCGUUCACAUUGACUUUAGUGAGAACUAUAGCUCCAAGUACGGGUCCGAAAUACAAUCUAUGCACUUUGGUGGCAGUCGUCAACAAUUCACAUUACACACUGCUGUAAUUUACUAUAAAAAUAAGGAAGAGAAUAUAACAACUCAAUGUUUCUGCACUAUUAGUUCUUCACUGCGCCAUGAUGCUGCCGCCGUUUGGGCUCACCUUGUUCCAAUAUUAGAAGAAAUUAAACAGGAAGCUCCAAUUGUUCAGAAUCUUAUUAUUAUUUCUGAUUCUCCAUCAGGCCAGUAUCGGAAUAAGAAAAUUUUUUAUAUUAUGUCCCAACUCAGUAUUUACUGCUCUUCUCUGACUAACAUAAUAUGGAACUAUAGUGAAUGUGGUCAUGGAAAAGGUGCGCCAGAUGGAGUAGGUGGGCUACUGAAGCGAACGGCGGAUCGAUUUGUUGCACACGAUGGUGAUAUGAAUAAUAUAGACUCUUUUGUAAACUAUUUAAAAUCUGCUGUCCAAGGCGUGAAAAUUAGUACUGUAGAAGAAUAUGAAGUUGAAGAAAAGGACUGGCUUCUCCCUACAAAUUUGAACACAUUUCGUGGAACAUUGCAAGUCAAACAAGUCAUUUGGACUAAAGAAGCUAAAAAUCGUAUAGUUUUACGUCGACUUUCUUGUAUAGAAGAUGAAUGUAUGAAAUAUGUUGUUAAAUGUCCACAUGGCAAACAUCUAGACUUCAUUUGUCAACCGAACACGAAAUUAAGUCUAAACCUCAACUUUCUACUUCGAGUAAUAAAAAAUCCAGAACUAAAUCCAAAAUAGAUAUCACUAAAAUGCGACCAGUAAAGUUAACUGACAAAUUAAUUUUGUUCCCACAGCCAUCACAUUCAAAGUAUUUUACACCAUCAAAUACAUUAAAAAUCUCGGAAAAUGCGGCACCCAGAUCAUCCUCUUCGACAAAAAUGUCUGAAAAUUUGCUAUUGAACUAUGUAGAUCUUGAUCAAAGUACUCCUGCCUGUUCAUUUUUAGAGAAAAUUGACACGAACAUUUUAGUUGGUUUAGAGGAAUCAACUCAAUUCGUAAAUAAAGAGGAUACGGUAAAAGCAUCUAAUAGAUUUUCAAGUCCUACCGUGGAAGACAGUGACACCGAUGAGGAAAUAUUUAGAAUAAAAUCUAAAAUUAACUUUAAAAAAGAAAAAAAUGAGCCACGUAAACCAACUCCUGACAUCAAACAGAGAUUUAAUUAUAUAUUUGGUUGCAGUGACACUGAUGAUGACUUAUUUUGAUCUGGGCUGAUUUGUUUUUAAAAUUUUUAUUUUUAUUGUUUUUAGUUUUAAUUGAAAAAAAGAGGUUUAAUUGUUGUAACAGAUAAUAAUUAUAAAAGUACGUAAUUAAGUGCUGUGAUUAACUAUAGGUAUACUACAUAGUCUUCUAUGACUUAAAAGUCUAAUUAUGGUGCAAUUUAAUAAAAGUGGAGUACGAAGACGGUUCAAGUUCUGUAGUGAUUUAUGUUGAACUUAAAGGCUGAUUAACAUAAUAACCAAAUUAUACUGACAGAUUUAAUUUAAGUUUUUUUUUUAAGGGUAAAGAUUAUUUGCUAGAUGUAAGAUAUAAGCGAUCUCUAUGUAAUCUAUGAUACUUACGCACUGAGAACAAAGAUUUUAAAAAUAUUAAAUUAAGUGAUAAUUAAAGCUGUGAUUAUUGUAGUGUUGUUAUGAUUAAGGUUAAACUUAAAAGGCUGAUUAAUUAGGUAUAUAAAGUUUUCUUAUAUAAAGUUUCUAUUCUUAGUAUUGUUGAACCUAGAACGCCACAAUGUUUUAAGUGUACCUACACAUGGCAAAACAAUUAGCUUGAUCGCCACAUUAAUAAAUGUGUAUUGUACAAUAACGUACAAGAAAUUUUUGUUUUUUAUACUUCUUUUAAAUAAACACAAUGAUAAUUAAAAAAAACAUUAUUUUUUAUUCUAAGAAAAUAAUACCCUUAGUUCAGGUAUUCAGUUCUUAGUCACUCCUUCAAAAAUGUAUAAGCCUACUAUUUCUUUUUUGAUGUUCAAAGGUGGAUAGAUUAUCAUAUCGCUGUAUAUGUAUAUCACAUCGGUGAAUAAAUUUAUCAUAUCGGUGUACAGAAAAGAUAAUCGGUGCCGGAUUGUCACAUCGGUGGAAACCAGAAUUCAAACUGAAUUUUCUCCAUAGUCUUAAAAGAUACGUUGAUGGUUACCAAUAAGGGAGUAUUUAGUAUCCUAAAUAUUACAUUAAACAUGAAAAAAAUAAAAAAUAUAUAUAAAUGAAAAAGUUCACCGAUAUGAUAAGAAAAAUGGCAUUUGUUGAAAU